Molecule: messenger RNA, 1053 nt
Organism: Necator americanus (New World hookworm)
Lineage: Eukaryota; Metazoa; Nematoda; Chromadorea; Rhabditida; Ancylostomatidae
Exons: 6
Coding region: 1-1053 (350 amino acids)
Source: RefSeq, a predicted model, not a curated record
AUGUAUGACGACGAACCACGUGCACUAUGCAAUAUACCACUUAGUGGUACGGUAGGAAUAUUGAGUUCUUUGGUUUUAUUGUCACAAGUGCUUGCCCUAUUCCUGGUUUGCUCAAAUAAUUUCUUCAUUUACUUCUUUGAAUUGAUCAUCGCAUUUGGAAUGGUUUUCUUCCUGUCACAAGGUGUUCGACACAGAAAACCCGGACAUUUGACUGUUUAUUUGGCGUAUUUGGCAAUCUACGUGUUCAUGAUGUUCUUUAUCAUAUUCGGAAUACUGGUCGGUAUAAGUUUUUAUCCAAGCUAUAAGAGAGAAUGUGAGAGACGAUCUGCCGCUACAACAUCAAUAACCCCCACAGCCACUACAGCAUCUGAUCUGUCAUCCACAUCGAGUGCAGAGACGGUCACGGUACAUCCUAAUAGAAUUUAUGUGGCGGUGAUCCCAUCACGAAGCGAUACCAAUUGUGAGCCAAUCCAUGGAGCUUUUUGGGCCGAGAUUUGGUCAUCGAUAGCGUUAUGCUUUCUCAGUAUUAUUAUCGCAUGUAUACAAAUCCGCUACACUCUAUUAUUAUACAAAUUUAUGCGGCUACAUCAAAGAGAACAACGAGCAACGAUGAAUGUUAGCUAUCAACAUUUCGUUCCUGGAGCACCUCCUAGAUACACUCCUGAAUCCCCGUAUACGGUACAAAGUUCUCCAGCACAAGUGGAAGCGGGACCGUUACCACCGAAACAAUCAAUGGAUAGUGUAGCCACAUUAGAAGCGGAAUCGCUGGCGAGUGAUUCCCAUGUCGCCGCCGCCGCCGCCGCCGCCACCGCCACCGGUCCUCCUCCUCCACCUCCUUCCACCGGAGAACAGCCGAUAUCCGAUAAAAACACGUUACCGCCAUCAUUUCUUCGGGUAGAAAAUCCACCAGAAUACACUGAAAUACCGGGUCCUUCGGAAAGUUCACUUCUACCACAAACCGCCACGACACCAACAUCACCGGAUCAUUCUCGCAUGGAAGAUGUACCGUUGAACGAUCCCAGGUCUCCAUCGCGGGUUGAUUUAUUGUCGUAA